AUGGCCGCCACGGCCGUGCAGCUCGGCCGCGGGGGCCCCGACGCCCCGGCCCCGCGGCUCGUCGGCGGUGCCGAGAGGCUCUUCGGGGACGGCGUGGACGUCGGGGACGACAGCUACUCGGAGUUCCGGAUCCCCGCGCUGGUGGCGACCGACGCGAGGCUGGUCGCGUUCGCCGAGGGCCGCCGCGGCGUCACGGGCGUGCACGGCGACUUCGCGGAGACGGAGCUGGUCUUCCGCACGCGCCCGGCGGCGGCGGCGGGAGCGGUGCCGGAGCCGUGGAGCCCGGUAGAGUCCCUGGCGACGCUACUGAGGAACUCCAGUUUCUGCAACGGCACCGAGUCCGAGUGCCUCCCAGCGGACUGCCAGAGGCACAUGAGCAACCCCGCCCCGGCGGUCAUCAGCUCGCAGCGUGGGGACCUCCUGAUGGUCUUCAACUGCGAGAACACCGGCACCUAUGCCGUGAGGCUGCAGGUGGCGCAGGCGCCAGGCGUCCCCGCGGUCUCCCUUGCCGGGCCCCUUCAGACAGUCCUGACAGCCCCGCCCAGGGGCGCCUCGUGGGCGGGCGUCGGGCCGCCCGCGAGCCUCUUCCUGGCAGAGGAGGGCGUCGUGCUUGUGCCUCUCUAUUAUGCGUGGACGCGCAAGCCGGAGCUUUUUGACGGCCUUGACUCGUUCGGGAUGACGCUGAGCUACGACCUGGACUCGGGGGAGUGGUCCACCCCCUGCGAGGAGUACGGCGGAUCGAAGGGUCAGGUGAACGAGCAUCAGUACUUCAGCUACGGGGGAGAGGUCUGGGCUUUCGCGCGCACCAUCAACUACAACCCGUGGAACCCACGCCGCACGCUUCUUCGCCGUGGCUCGGCUGGCAGCGGCGACAGCUGCUUCGAGGUGGUUGCGCAGCCCCGCUUCUUCGAGCAGCUGCAGGGCUGCGAGGGCUCGGUGCUCACCGUCGGGGAGAACGGGAGCGAGCGAGUCUUCUACACUGGAGUCGACGGCAGCGUCCUGUACCGCAGCAAGCUGCAGCUGUUCGAGGCGCAGACGGGCGGCGGCGCUGGCCAGCCCGCAAUAGCAGGGUGGACGCCUCUGGCGACGCUCCACGGUGGAGGUGCCGCCUACUCCGGGAUGGCAGUCGUCGAUGGAGGCCUUCUUGGCGUCCUGUACGAGCGCAGCGACGAGGCCGCGCUGAGCUUCCAUCCAACCGACAUUGUCUUACAUCGUGUCAACAUCUCCGCGGCCACGGGGCGGCGUCUCGCACCGAGCCGUCUCCGCAGUGGCCGUGGCGCUCAGUGA
This is a messenger RNA of Prorocentrum cordatum, 1287 nucleotides long. The record is from the annotation of a GenBank genome assembly. NCBI's taxonomy places the organism in Eukaryota, Dinophyceae, Prorocentrales, Prorocentraceae.